Helianthus annuus (common sunflower) is the source of this 1159-nucleotide messenger RNA. RefSeq names its product zinc finger CCCH domain-containing protein 40-like. The record is from RefSeq and is a predicted model, not a curated record. Gene Ontology annotation, molecular function: metal ion binding; pre-mRNA binding; U6 snRNA binding. Lineage: Eukaryota; Viridiplantae; Streptophyta; Magnoliopsida; Asterales; Asteraceae. Gene Ontology annotation, cellular component: U2-type catalytic step 1 spliceosome; Prp19 complex; U2-type catalytic step 2 spliceosome. The transcript is spliced from 8 exons. The coding region runs from base 1 to 1059 and encodes 352 amino acids.
AUGGCGCCAUUGAACGGCACGUUUACGACUGCAAACGCAGCAGCAAACGGGUGUAAAAACGCAGCCGUUUGCUGCCGCGCUUGCAGCCGUAAACGCGCCGUUAAACGACUGCAAAUGCAGCAGCAAACAGCUGCGUUUUUACACCCAUUUGCUGCUGCCAGUAAACGCGCCGUUAAGCGGCUGCAAACGCAACAGCAAAUGGGUGUAAAAACACAGCCGUUUACUGCUGCGUUUGCAGCUGUAAACGCUUCGUUAAAUGGCUGCAAACGGCUGCGUUUUUACACCCGUUUGCUGCUGCGUUUGCAUCCAUACGCAGCCAUGCCCAGAACAAAUUAUGAUAAGGAGUGCAAGAUCUGUACUAGGCCAUUUACAGUGUUCUGGUGGAGACCUGGUAGGGAUGCAAGAUACAAGAAAAGUGAGAUCUGCCAAACAUGCAGCAAGUUGAAAAACGUUUGUCAAGUUUGCCUUUUAGAUCUUGAAUAUGGUUUACCAGUUCAAGUUCAUGAUACGGCACUCAGUAUCAACUCAAAUGACUCCAUAUCAAAGAGUGAUGUCAACAGGGAAUUCUUUGCUGAGGAACAUGAUCGCAGGGCAAGAGCUGGUCUAGAUUAUGAGUCCUCGUAUGGAAAGGAACGACCAAAUGAUACUAUUUUGAAACUGCAAAGGAUAACACCGUAUUACAAGAGAAAUCGAGCACAUAUUUGCAGUUUCUUCAUCAGAGGCGAAUGUACUAGAGGCGCUGAAUGCCCUUACAGGCAUGAGAUGCCUUUCACUGGUGAGUUAUCCCAGCAGAAUAUCAAAGACCGUUAUUACGGAGUUAAUGAUCCAGUUGCGCUAAAACUACUAAACAAGGCAGGCGAAAUGCCGUCGUUAGAACCCCCAGAGGACGAGAGCAUUAGAACGUUAUACGUAGGAGGGCUGGAUGCAGAGUUUCCGAGCAAGUCCUUAGAGACAACUUUUACCCCAGAGUUUCCGGGUGAUCAUGUGGCACUUACGUUUGCAUUUGCUGAAAUGGGGUUUAAGUUGCGGCGCCUUUACAUGCGAGAACAAGCUAUGUAGGCUGUGGGUUUAACCCAUUCAACAUGUCUUAUCACAUAGAAGAUUAACCAUCUUGAAUCGGUUCCUAUUGAAUAUGUGAUGGAUCCACGUAUAUGUUUAA